AUGUUGUACCUCGAGGACUACCUAGAAAUGAUUGAACAUUUGCCCCAGCAUUUUAGAGAAACGCUAACUCAAAUGCGCGAGUGGGAUCUUCAAGUACACAAUGACGUUGACAGCUGGCAACUUCGCGUCAAUCAGUUCUUUAGUGAUUUAGCGACUAGUAAUCCACCUGCCGAAAUUAAGAGUAACAACUUCAAUCAAAUCAAACAGGAUUACCAAAAGGUAGUUGACAUUGCAGAAGAAAAGGUCGCCGCAGCAAAUCAGCUCUAUGAAAUAGUUGACAAGUAUCUGCGAAAACUUGAGCAAGAACUAAUGAAGUUUAAAAUGGAACUCGAAGCGGAUAAUGCAGGAAUCACUGAGCAAUUAGAAAAACGCUCCUUGGACUUGGAUAACCCACCAACAUCGUCUUCUAGUCAUCAACGCGAAAAGAGAAAACUUAAUCCAAACGAUCAAAAGCUAGUGCCUUCAUCUUCAGAUAAAAUGAUGCUUAACUAUGCUCAAGACAAUAACGCCAUUGUCAAUAGUAACUAUGGCUCAAGCAAGAAUCAUAACAACAUACCUCAAUCAAAUACUCAUGGAACAGAGAGUCCAUACUCUUUAUUCAACUCAAAAUUAAUCUCUGACAAAAGUUCUAUCGCUGCUAAACUGAAGCUAAACAUUCCCGGCACAAAUGCUGUCAAUCCACUGGCUUUUAACGCCGCUUCACAUGCUCUUGCUGCCACUCAACAACUGCCGAUUGGACGAAGAACUUCAAGUCUAAAAGCGAGCUAUGAAGCCAUCAAUUCGGGAUUCGCCAAUUUCAACUAUACAUCUGGAAUGAAUGACCACGAGUCAAACUCAAACAGCUUUCUUCGACAGAACAGUGAGCAUAGCGAAUACGAGCAGGCCAACAAAAAGUCUCGCAUGAGCAACAAAAAGAAUCGUGCUACUAAUCAGUAUAAUCUUGAUGCGAACAACACUACCACAACUGAAGUGGUAAGCGAUUGGGCUAGCGAUGAGCCAAGAUACUGUGUCUGCAACAACAUUUCUUAUGGCGAAAUGAUAUUUUGCGAAAAUUCUCAGUGCCCGUAUGGUCAGUGGUUUCAUUAUGAUUGCGUUGGUAUAAAACAACCACCGAAAGGCAGCUGGUUUUGCUCUGCCUGCUCUGGCAAAAAGUCUACCAAAGAUAAGAACAAAAAAAAGGAUAAGCUCUCAAUGAAUUUGUAA
Messenger RNA from Rhagoletis zephyria (snowberry fruit fly), 1203 nucleotides. The record is from RefSeq and is a predicted model, not a curated record. NCBI's taxonomy places the organism in Eukaryota, Metazoa, Arthropoda, Insecta, Diptera, Tephritidae.